This is a messenger RNA of Tyto alba (common barn owl), 4917 nucleotides long. It is a transcript of the gene SRC, whose product is annotated as SRC proto-oncogene, non-receptor tyrosine kinase. Gene Ontology annotation, cellular component: extrinsic component of cytoplasmic side of plasma membrane. The transcript has 14 exons. Gene Ontology annotation, molecular function: ATP binding; growth factor receptor binding; non-membrane spanning protein tyrosine kinase activity. NCBI's taxonomy places the organism in Eukaryota, Metazoa, Chordata, Aves, Strigiformes, Tytonidae. The record is from RefSeq and is a predicted model, not a curated record. The coding region runs from base 340 to 1959 and encodes 539 amino acids. Gene Ontology annotation, biological process: osteoclast development; innate immune response; negative regulation of extrinsic apoptotic signaling pathway.
CCUUGGGUUCCCCCCCCUCCCGCCCUGGAGAAGGGGUGAGCGGGGGCGGGCGAGGCGGCAGCGCGGAGGCUCCGCGGCGCUGCGCGAUGCUGCUGCCGGCGGCGCAGCCCUGAGCGCCCGGCCCGGUGCGGGCACCCGGCGGCGGCGGCGGCGGCGGCGGCGGGAGGGGGGGGCGGCGGCGGCCGCGCCCCCGGCGCGGAGACAAAGCCGGGGCCGAGCGCUGGAGGCGAGCGGCGGGGCCGGCGCAGGCGGGAGGCUGCGGCGGGAGCUGAGCUGACUUCACCGCGGUCCCUCCCCACCCCGCAGUGAGGCUGUAGCCGGAAAGCACUGCCUGGGACCAUGGGGAGCAGCAAGAGCAAGCCCAAAGACCCAAGCCAGCGCCGGCGCAGCCUGGAGCCCACCGAUAACACCCACCACGGGGGCUACCCGGCCUCGCAGACACCCAGCAAGGCGGCCGCUCCCGACACCCACCGCACCCCCAGCCGCUCCUUCGGGACCAUGGCUGCCGAGUCCAAGCUCUUCGGAGGCUUCAACACCUCCGACACGGUCACCUCGCCGCAGCGUGCCGGGGCGCUGGCUGGUGGAGUCACCACCUUCGUGGCCCUCUACGACUACGAGUCCCGGACCGAAACAGACUUGUCCUUCAAGAAAGGAGAGCGUCUGCAAAUCGUCAACAACACGAGAAAAGUGGACGUCAGGGAAGGUGACUGGUGGCUGGCUCAUUCCCUCACUACAGGACAGACGGGCUACAUCCCCAGUAACUAUGUCGCGCCCUCAGACUCCAUCCAGGCUGAAGAGUGGUAUUUUGGGAAGAUCACUCGCCGAGAGUCCGAGCGGCUGCUGCUCAACCCCGAAAACCCCCGAGGGACCUUCCUGGUCCGAGAGAGCGAGACCACGAAAGGUGCCUACUGCCUCUCCGUCUCCGACUUCGACAACGCCAAGGGGCUCAACGUGAAGCACUACAAGAUCCGCAAGCUGGACAGUGGCGGCUUCUACAUCACCUCCCGCACCCAGUUCAACAGCCUGCAGCAACUGGUGGCCUAUUACUCCAAACACGCCGACGGCUUGUGCCACCGUCUCACCAACGUCUGUCCCACGUCCAAGCCCCAGACCCAAGGCCUUGCCAAGGAUGCCUGGGAAAUCCCCCGGGAAUCGCUGCGGCUGGAGGUCAAGCUGGGGCAGGGCUGCUUCGGAGAGGUGUGGAUGGGGACCUGGAACGGCACCACCCGGGUGGCAAUCAAGACGCUGAAGCCCGGCACCAUGUCCCCGGAGGCCUUCCUGCAGGAGGCCCAGGUCAUGAAGAAGCUCCGGCACGAGAAGCUGGUUCAGCUCUACGCCGUGGUUUCGGAGGAGCCCAUUUACAUCGUCACCGAGUACAUGAGCAAGGGGAGCCUCCUGGAUUUCCUGAAGGGUGAGAUGGGCAAGUACCUGCGGCUGCCCCAGCUCGUGGAUAUGGCGGCUCAGAUCGCGUCUGGCAUGGCCUACGUGGAGAGGAUGAACUACGUCCACCGGGACCUCCGGGCAGCCAACAUCCUCGUGGGGGAGAACCUGGUGUGCAAAGUGGCCGACUUUGGCUUGGCACGCCUCAUCGAGGACAACGAGUACACGGCUCGGCAAGGCGCGAAGUUCCCCAUCAAGUGGACGGCUCCCGAAGCUGCUCUGUACGGCAGGUUUACCAUCAAGUCGGACGUCUGGUCCUUCGGCAUCCUCUUGACCGAGCUGACCACCAAAGGCAGAGUGCCCUACCCAGGGAUGGUGAACCGAGAAGUGCUGGACCAGGUGGAGCGGGGGUACCGCAUGCCCUGCCCGCCCGAGUGCCCCGAGUCCCUGCAUGACCUCAUGUGCCAGUGCUGGCGGAAGGACCCGGAGGAGCGACCCACCUUUGAGUACCUGCAGGCUUUCCUGGAGGACUACUUCACCUCGACAGAGCCCCAGUACCAGCCCGGCGAGAACCUAUAGACCCGGAGCUCGGGUCCUGGCACCAGGGACGUUGCCGUCCUCGCCGCAGGGCGCCGAGGGCUGGCCUCCCCGCCGAGGAGCCGGUUUUUUGAGGAGCAGCCCCGGAGCGGGAUGGGGCAUCAUCUCCAGAUGCGGCCAGGGGAGGUGCUGGGUCCCCCCAUCGCUCAUUAAGACUUCUGACCCAUGUUUAAUGAAGCGGUGGUGUCCCGCUGGCAAGAGGAGCCUGCAGGCACCGGUGGAGCCGGCUCGGGAGGACGAGCAGAACAUCUCCUGCUGAGAGACUUGGCUUUCGGGGGACCUUUCCCCCCACAGCAGCUCUGGGGUGAGCCUGGAGGAACUGGGGUACAGUGUCACCCCACCUCGGACACACGGCCCCGGUCUCCUGCACCCCCUUUCAAAAUCAGCACAAAUUUCCCUGCCCCUUCACCCUCCCCGCCAUCCCCCCCUUGGCUCCGCUUCUCCCCAGGGCGCCGGCAGAGACGUUUCGCCCCGGGGAGGGCACAAUCCCUGGCUGGUUCGGAGGGGGCGGUGGUGGCAGCGGAAUGCUGGUGGUCCCCCUUCCUCGGGCAUCGCUCUGGCCUCACUGCGGCCUCGCUGGCAGCGUGAAAUGUGGCUCCUCAUGGCUCCAGCAACCGACACCAUCCCGUGGGAGCACCUGGGCGCGGGUUCGCAUCUUCCAGCUGCGUCUGUCCCCCCAAGGGGCCCCUCUCAUCUCUCCUGGGAGCGGUACCAGGGGGGUGCCGGCAGAGCCCUCGCCCUGCCUGCGGCCAGCUCCAUCACCCCGGCUGCGAUUUCUCCCACCAAGCACUCCUGGUCUUCCAGCUGGGCCCCUGGGAAUUGCACCGCAGCCCUUCCCGGUUCCACCACCAGCUCUCCCACUGGCCGAGUCCCCCCGGGCUGGCCCUGCCACCAAAUCCAGUGCCACCAUGCGGCUUAGGUGCAUGGCAUAUGUGGCUGUUCAGGGUGCAGGAGUGUUUUAGGGGAAAUACUCGUCUUUCACAGAUGCUUUUGUCCAUCUGAUACAUUUUUAGCUGCCUUCCCCCCACCCCUCAUGUCUAACUGCUGGGCUGCAGUCCCCAUGCAGCAGAAGCAACCGCAGCCGUGGGCGACCAUCCUGGAGGGGAGUCCUGGGAAGCGCUGUGCUGCAUGGGAGACAUUUGCACCCUCAUCCCCCUCCUUGCUCCCUCCCAAAGGCCUCAGCUGUGUUUUGGCAGUGUGUGUCUAUCUGUGCCCAGCUUUGCCCCCCCACCGAGCCCCUGCACUCUCCUGCCCAGCACCUGCUUGUACAUAGCCCUCGAGCAGUCCCCGUGCCCUCCCAAACGUUGACUUAGUUGCAUGUGUUGAUUUAUUUUCCCCCUCCUGUGGCUGUACCCAGCUGGAAACCCUUCACCGUGGUGGCUCACAAGACUUCGCUCCCUCACGUCUUGGGUCCGGGGGACCCUUGCUCAGAAAGACCUGGGGGCUCUUCAGCUGCUCUCCUGGCCCGGGGGUGGGAUGGGGGCUCGAGGGGGUGCUGCGGGGCAGGGGUGCUGGUACACACCGGUGGGAAGGACCCGAAGUGGGGAGCCAGCAGCUUCGCCCACCUCUCGGUCCUCUGGCAGUGGGCUUUCUUUGCUUCUCUGUUGCUUAUGGGAUGGGGUUUCCCUCCAGCACAGCCUCCUUGCAGGCAGCAAACCCAAACCGCCUCUCGCCAGCCCCCACUGUGGUGCCGGUGUCCUGUGAAAGCCGGGUGGGAGCUGAGGGGUGACCAAAACCCCCUCCCCAAACCUCUGCCGGAGCAGGGCACAGGCACGCUGCUGCCUUCCACUCACUCCCGCAGCUCCACAGCUGCUUAUUUAUGAACCAAGUGCUCACUUGGUUGGUUGGUGGCUCCUUUUUAAUGAGUAAAACCUUCGAAAUCAGCUUGAACAGCCUCUUCAGAAGUAUGGAGAGAUCCUGCUGGCUUAGGGAACAGCAACUGGUUUAAUGGAUUUUUUAAAAAUCAUUUGGGGACUUGGAGCCUUUUCUCCCCACUUCCUAGCAGAUUUGCUGUGCCCAGUGUUCAGGCAGGGACUCUCCAAAACUCGAUGUUCUGGGUCUUUCCAUAUUUGCAUCCCUGGGAUGGGCACUGCCACAUCCCCGUCGGUGCUGCGAGAGAAUCCCCAUCCCACGGCAGCUGGUCCGAGGGGUGGCCUGUGCCAUAGCUCUGCCUAAAUUAUACAAAAUCCCCAUCCUCGGGAGAAACCUCUUUAAACUAACGUGCGGAAGCCAGAUUUGAUCUGAAAGCUGGGGAGAGAGAAGGCAAGCACCCAUGCUAAGGUUUGGCCUUUGGUUGUCUGCAGCACAUACAGGGUCUUGCAGGAGCGCAGCGGGACAGGAACGGGCUUGACCCAGUGGUUUCAUUUUCCAGCUCUUUCCGGCAAGCGGCAGGGCAGGAACACAGCCUUGGCAUAAGGAACACCCCAGGCUGGCUUAAUUCCCCAUGGCUUUUGGCAAGCUCUGACGAAGGAAUCAUGCUGGGGACAUUUCAGGGCAGAAGUCGGUAGAGCAAUCCCCGAGGAGCUCUCCUGCACGGGGCUGGGGCUGUGUGUCUGCAUGUCCGUGUGUCCAUCCGUGUUUCUGUGCAGCAGUUUCGGUGGGACCCAGCAUCUCCAGACUCGCCGCUGCAGCCAGCAUGACGCAGAGGCCCUGGGGAUCGAGAGCCUCUCCUCCAUCACCAUUGUCGUCUGCCAAUUUAUUUUUUAAGCCAAUAAACUCCAGAGGGGAGCCCCCACCUAAGGAUGCUCUUUGGCUUCCCAGGGUCAGUAAUGCCCUACAAGUUAUUCUUCACUGCUGUUAUAAUUUUUUUAAACAGUGUUUUGUAAGAUCUCCAACUGACUAUGCAGAGAACAUGUGGAUCUGUCUCUCUCCCCAGCUCCCCUCCCCCUCCACCUGCCUUUUUCAGUGUCUAAGUAAAAUAUUUAGCUUUUUUUUUUUUUU